Lates calcarifer (barramundi perch) is the source of this 3017-nucleotide messenger RNA. RefSeq names its product F-box protein 21 (gene fbxo21). The transcript is spliced from 12 exons. The record is from RefSeq and is a predicted model, not a curated record. Gene Ontology annotation, molecular function: DNA binding; protein binding. NCBI's taxonomy places the organism in Eukaryota, Metazoa, Chordata, Actinopteri, Centropomidae. Bases 44 to 2050 code for a protein of 668 amino acids.
GGGCGGUGCCUGAGCAAUGAGGUAAUCGGGGUAAACAGUAAAGAUGGCGACGUCUGUAGCCGGAGAGGGGCAACCAAGUCUGAAUGGGAUUAUUUCCGACACCCAAACCAAAAAACUGACCGACUUGCCGACCGAGUUGCUCGAACACAUCCUGUGCUUCCCUGUUCUCAAACAUGUCGACAUUUGUAACGUUUCCUGCUGCUGCAAGCGGCUACACGACGUCUGCCAUGGAAGGGGGAAGGUCUGGGGACACCAGUACAAACUCAGAUGGCCAAGACUGCAGAGGUUUUACCGACAGAAUGAGUGCUGUGACUGGCUCAGAGAAUACAAAACACGCCAUCGAGUUGGUAUACAAAUAAGAAGGACAGUGGAAUCAAUCUCAAAGAGAUUCUUCACAGAAGUUCUUGCCAUUUGUGAGUGUGGGCGGAUGUUUGUGCAAGAAAAUGUGAGCUUUCUAUGUUCCAAACUAACCCAGAGAUCUGUAACUCAGCCUUGCGUUGGCCAGGUGCUGGGAGACAGCUUCGCAGAAAUUGAGUCACUUGGGAUGCCAGAGCACUUCUGUGAAGACGAGCUCCUCUUCAUACUCAACUCUGACAAGAGGAAAAGCUUGACUUUGAAGUACUAUGCAAAGAAAAUCCUUUACUUCCUGAGACAGCAGAACAUCCUGAGGAGUCUGAAGACAUUCCUUGAGCAGCCUGCAGGGCAGCAGUCAGCUCUAGAAGGUGCUGUGUUGGUGGACCAGUAUUGUAACCCACUGGCUGAUGUAUCACUGGACAGCAUAUCAGCCCAGGUGGAUGAAAUCACAGAGAAAGUGAAAAAGAUGCUGAGAAUCAAGAACCCCUCUCACCCCAGCCUGCGUAUCGCUCAAGGGGACUGUUUCGUCGUAGAGGACUUUGAUCUUCAGAGGCAGGUGGUGUGUGCCCUAAACUCUGUCUUGUAUGAGCAACUUCAAUACAAAGGCAACGAGUUUGACUACUACAACCCCCUCAACUCUUACAUCCACCAGGUGCUACUACGCCAUACAGGCAUUCCUAUAAGUCUCUCUGUUCUCUACAUGACACUGGCCCGGAAGCUGGGUGUUCAGCUGGAACCUGUCAACUUUCCUAAUCACUUCCUGCUGCGCUGGUGCCAAAAACCAAGAGGGAGUGAGGACAUCUAUGACUUUGUCUACAUUGAUGCCUUUGGUAAAGGCAAGCAGUUGACAGCCAAGGAGUGUGAGUACCUCAUUGGCCACCAGGUGACAGCAGAUUACUACAGUGCCAUCAGCACUACAGAGGUGCUCCUCAGGAUGGUGGGAAAUCUGCUCAACAUUGGCAAGAGAGGGGAGGGCAAUGAGAAAUCCUACCAGCUGCUGAGAGACUCUCUGGACCUCUACCUCACUAUCAACCCAGAUAAUGUGCAGUACCUGCUGCUGCAGGCACGUCUCUACUUCCACUUGGGCAUCUGGCCAGAAAAGGUGCUAGACAUUCCUGCAGCACAUUCAGGCAUUGGAUCCCUCCCAGCAUGGGGCAGUGGGUUACCUGGUGCAGCACACGCUGGAGCACAUCCAGCACAAGAAACAUCCUGUGACAUACCUGAGGUGAAGAGGCGUAGUGCUCCAGAACACCUUGAGGUCCAGUAUUCAGUCGGCCUCAUCAUGAAACACAAGAGGUCAGGUUAUAACUGUGUGAUCUACGGCUGGGACCCCAAAUGCACCAUGAGCCAGGAGUGGAUCACCACUAUGAGGGUCCACCAGCUGUCUAAUGGGGCCAACCAGCCUUUCUACAACGUCCUCGUACAGGAUGGAACGUGUCGUUACGCAGCACAGGAAAAUCUGGAGCCCCACUCAGCCCCUCUGGAGAUUGGCCACCCGGAGGUGGGUCGCUACUUCUCAGAGUUUGCCGACACCCACUAUGUUGCCAACGAAGAGCUGCAGACACGAUACCCAGAGGACAUGAAUGAAACCCAGGUCACAGUGCAGGAGCUCUAUCAUAGACUGACACCUGGCUCUGGGAACCAAGAGCAGGCUCCUGCCUCAGACCAAAACAACCACCAAGCCAUGGCCAUGUAGCAAAGUAACUGUGUCCUACAGUCUGCCGACCUAGGCUAACCAAUUACUGGUCACCCAUUCUCAAUUUACAAUCCACUUAGCUGUUGCUUUGUUGCGCAUGUUCAUGACAAGGAUGUAUGUAAUACAGAGGUUUUUGUAAACAGCCAGUAUACAGUAUUUUCAGAAAGUGAUGAUUUAAUGUAACAAGAAAUGAUUCAUAAAUGUGGUUUUGUACCACAGUCAGGUCCCUGUGCAGGUCUGGAAAGAUUUAUUUUAGCAUUUCCACAUCUGGAAAAUUGUAAGAAAAUGCCAAAAAGUUAAGAAACGCAAAGAUUGUUAAUGUCAAUACACCACAGUGUAUUUAUUGUAAAAAAAGCUCAACUAUGAAGUGAUAUGGCCUAGAUGAUUAUUGGAGUAAAAUUCUCACAACUCAAAUUCAGUGACAAAGUUGAGCCUGGAAAAAGUAUGGAAACUCAAAAUGAUAAACAAGUAAACACUCUGAAGAAAAAAAUACCAUAGGCUUUAGAUAAACAGUUAAAUGGAAAAGUAAAUUCAGGAUGGGUAUCCAGGUGCUGUAAAUCUCCCUUUACCUAAAACAAAGGAAUGCUCCUUUAGCCAGAGUUCCCCCAACCCCUCUCCACACCACCUUGCACCCAGCACCAGUUUAACAAGCCCCCAGCAUAUAGCCUAACCCCCCAUUACAGUGCCACAGAAAAGGUUAUAAAGAAAAUACUUUGUAAAUUUACUUUUACUUUUAAUUCCCCAUCUUUUAAUCACGUUUCAUGCACUUAUGAAAGUUUAACUUUCACAUUUCUAGAGUAUCUUAAUUUUUUUUCUGUAUAUUUACAAGUAAAACAUGUUGGAUGUCACAGCCCAUUAUUGCGGUUGAGCUGUUAAUGGAAAAACAAAAGAGGAACCGAUAAGGACACUGCUGACUUGAAACAGGGCUUUGAGGAAGUUACAAAGAAAUAAAGCGUUUCAAGUUUUA